UGCAAAUAAUGUGACAUGGGAUCGUGCACGAGACGACACUUCCUGUUGUCAAUAUGCUUCCUGCAAUUGUUGUUCAUCACCGAGCGGCAGGUGUUCGACUUCCUCGGCUACAUGUGGGCACCGAUCUUGGUGAACUUCUUUCAAAUCCUGUUUGUGAUAUUCGGUAUCUUCGGUGCCUGUCAGUAUCGGCCCCGAUACUUAGUAGCGUAUUCACUGUGGAGUCUGCUGUGGUUAGGAUGGAACAUCUUCCUAAUAUGCUUUUACCUAAACGUAGGAAUCUUAGAUAGGGAUAGCGAUUUACUGAACCUGGGGACGGGCAGUGUGUCGUGGUUCGAGGAGAACGGCUACGGUUGCCGACCGACGUACCCGACCAACGUCACCUCCGAGGACCCGUAUCGACCGGUGCGGCCCGAGAAGGUCGAAGGCUGUCUGCUGGAGUAUCACAUCGUGGAAGUGGUACACUCGGGCGUUCACGCGGCGCUGGCGGUUUUUGGAAUAUUCAGUGCCAUCUGCUUGGGCCACACGUUUCUGGAUGAGGACGAUAGCUUCGACUUUAUGGGCGGCGAUGCGAAGAGUCCGCAGCACACGGCCGUGCAUCCCAUGUACGUGAGCUAUAGUAGUUUACCGACCACCAACAGUGGCAACUCGACCCAGUUGAAGCCGGCGUCCAGUAGCGCCAAGCUGCUGCUGAUGGCCGCCGCCGACGGUGGUGGUGGUGCGGUCGAUCGCCAAACUCACCUCACUGACCACCACCCCAUCCAGUCACCACCACCGCUGGCGGCGCACUUGUCGCCGGCGGCGACGACGACGACGAAUCCCUCUAACAACGGAGGCCCUCGGGGUGUCGGUGGCGCGGUGUUUCUCGCAAAGCUUAACGGGCACGGUCCACCACCGAUCGGGGGGCGCACCACCCACACGACCGCCACUAGCAACCACUCACCCUCGAACACAACUAACACACUCCUGUCAUCCUCAUCCUCACCGUCAUCCACGUUCACGAACCUCAACAGCAGCCCGCAGAGUCACCAGGACAGCUCGGAAUCGUCUCCGCCACCACCGAUGGUGCCCGCCCGGGGCCUGAGCCGGAAUGCGAGCUUCACCAAAGCGUCAUCCGGCGGUGGCUGCGCCGGUGGACCGCUGCGCAAGACCAGCAACAGUAGCAGCGUCAGCAUCUUACGCUACGCCGACCUAGUGUCCGGGCAGCGCGGAGGACUCCCGGAUCCGGAAGACGACACAUUCUUCAUCCCGCGCAGUGCCUCCUCGUAUCAGCCCCGCAGUACCAACUUCGGUAUCAGCAAUCCCUUCCACAGCGUAGUUCCCGGAGGAGGUGGCCCACCGGUGGCCAGGGGCUACCGAGAGGACGGUGGAGCAGACGGCGGACGGCGUAGUGGGUCGGCGCAGCAGCUGGCUCAGAAGCGCAACUCACUGGUCGGUGGCUCGGGAGGCCGCGGGUCUCCGGGUCCACCGUCGGUGGUGCACUCGACACCACCGGUACCGCCACUACCUCAGCACUUUCAGCGCUCCGGCUCGGGGGUGCUUCACGAGGCAGCGGCCUCACCCGGAACGUCUUCGGCCUCCACCAAUGCGUACCUGACGCGAUCGCCCAACUUGAACCGAAUCGCCCGCCGCCACAAUGGGCACGGGCCAGCGGCGGGGGCCUCGGCCACGCCGGGUUUCAACGCCGGCCGAAGUAGCAAGAAGGGCGCCAAGCACCGCCAGUCGCUCUACUCGGUCGAGUUCAGCCGCCCGGUGGACACGAUCCGUGGGGCGCACCCGAACAGCGGGUACGACGAUGACGAGCUGAUUACGGGCGGCACCGGGCUCGGGGUGCCAUCGUCGCUGAGCCCGAAACCGAUGACUCCGCGGCGUGUCAAGCGCCGAUCGGUGAUGCAACGGGGUGCCACGGCCGGCAGCAGCAUCCGGCAGAGUAGCCGCCGGGUGGCGGCAGCGGCCGCCGCUGCAGCAUCUCUCGCAGCGGCUGGCGCUGCGGCCACAGGCAGUGGCGGCCACCAUCACCGCCAUCGGAGCAGCACGCGGGCUUCCCGGCGCAAAAUGAUGCACCAGAAUCCAGUCACAAAGCUACUCAACCAGCAACAACAGCAGCAGCAGCAGCAGACUCAACCGCACCACCACCACCACCUUCAUCACCAUCGACACGGCGGAGUCACCGGCGGCACGGUGAUGGACGACGCGGGCACGAUGACUCUCACGAAGACGUUCCCGCCGUUCGUGCACAACAAAAACCCGGACCUGACCGAGUCGAACCUAAAGUCCCUGAACAACGAUUACAUCCUCGGUCAGUUUAACAAUUUUAGCUCCGGUGUGAUUGACGCCAACACCGUUGCCAGCAACAACCUGAACACAUUCAGUGGCCACCAACAGCAGCAGCAGCAGCAACAGCAACAGCAGCAACAACCACUCCAGCUACAGCAGCAACUGCAGCUACAGCAGCAGCAGCUGCAACAACAACUUCUGCUACAGCAACAGCAACUGCCGCUGCCAUUGCCACCGCAUCGCCAUCCAAUCCACACACCCCCGACGCUCCCGCCACCCGAGGGAACCAGCCCGAUCGACCCGAUCUACUACAACAUGAACUCGUCAUCACCGUUGCUCCAGCAGCAAACGUCCUGGGCGUCAGCUCAUGCCGCCCAACAGGCAUUAGCGACCGCGGCAGCAUCGACGGGAUUCUACGGUGGCGUUGGCGGUGGCCUCUCGAACCCGGUCUACCAGCAUUCGAACGCAAACCUGGCGAACCACAGCCCGGAGCUUAACGAGGACUACGGCACGAACGGAAACCCCAACCGGCCGCCAUCGGUACGCUCGAGCUACUCCAACUUUCACGGAACGCGUCCCCUCAGCUCGUACCAUCUGGCGGCCGGGGCCGGGCUGACUCCCGGUGUCGGGGGUCCCGCCGGUGGAAUCACCAACCGGGGUUAUAGUGGGUCCCCGCCGGGAGGAGGGCUACCACCGCCGUUGGCCGCCGGGACGGUGGUAGAGAAUGUGUUCGCCAGCCUAACGGUGCCGGCACCCGCCGUCGCCAGUGGCCAGGUGAUCGCAGCCGCCGUCUCGACCGAUCCGAUGGCGAUACCACAACUACCCAGUCGGCGAUCGGUUUCGCGGGAGAGUGUCCGGGCGAUGCAGUUCCUCAACAGUGGACCACCGGCGUACAAUCUCAACUAUCACACGCCGCCCGACUCCGAGACGACCAUGUGAGGGGUCCUAAAGGGCUUUCCGAGGCCGAGGUGUGGUGAGCAGAUAACCAAAAAUGUACAAACCGGAACAAGAUGGACCCAAGCAGCGACUCAUUCGACUCGCCACCACCGCCGCCAAUCGACUGAGGCCUACAGUGAGACGAUCAUUUCUUUGAUAAGAUGUUAGUUUUGUAUUCGACUUUUAAGCGUUCGGUAAGCGUCACCCAGUGAGAGUAGAGAGUGCUAACAAUACCGAAGCGGAUAAUCGGUAGAUGGAAAACGGUGGACCAACCGCCCCACGGUGCUGGUGGAUGAUUUAACGAGGCACUGAGUAAAUGAUUAGAAGCGAUCGCGAAGUGUGGGGUGAUCGCACCGGAAGCAGAUCUUUAAAUAUGCCAAAGUUUAUGAAACUUUUUUUAACAUAAUGUAGACUUCAGGUGGCAAGAGACGCUGUAGGACAUUUAGAGAGCUUUUGCGAUAGGUCUAUCUACUUAACGGGAACACGAACUAAUAACGCGGAUCGCCUUAGACAGCUAAGCAAUAACUCACUGUGACAAGCGUGUAGCCCUCGUAAUUCUGCAACACGGCAGCUCAGAGACGAGAUUCGAGAUUUAAGCCCUCCUUUAUUAAUAUUCGAAAUGAAGCAAUAAUACCCGGGGGUAGCCAACAGCCCCGUGCCACGCGUCCCGUCCGCUGGACGAUUUUAGUUAGAAUGGAAAAGAACGUGAAGGUGAUUUUUAAACAUAUUUGCGUGGCGUGUAUUUGGUUUUCGCGCUCCCACUUUCCAACAGUGGCCGAGUUUGUGUCAAUAAA
Anopheles bellator is the source of this 4004-nucleotide messenger RNA. It is a transcript of the gene NKAIN, whose product is annotated as homeotic protein female sterile. The transcript is spliced from 8 exons. Bases 16 to 3213 code for a protein of 1065 amino acids. NCBI's taxonomy places the organism in Eukaryota, Metazoa, Arthropoda, Insecta, Diptera, Culicidae. Gene Ontology annotation, biological process: regulation of sodium ion transport. The record is from RefSeq and is a predicted model, not a curated record.